Molecule: messenger RNA, 512 nt
Organism: Peromyscus eremicus (cactus mouse)
Lineage: Eukaryota; Metazoa; Chordata; Mammalia; Rodentia; Cricetidae
Product: large ribosomal subunit protein eL29-like
Exons: 1
Coding region: 1-447 (148 amino acids)
Biological process (GO): cytoplasmic translation
Cellular component (GO): cytosolic large ribosomal subunit; ribosome
Molecular function (GO): structural constituent of ribosome
Source: RefSeq, a predicted model, not a curated record
AUGGCCAAGUCCAAGAACCACACCACACACAACCAAUCUCAAAAAUGGCACAAAAAUGGUAUCAAGAAACCCCGGUCACAAAGUUACGAAUCUCUUAAGGGGGUGGACCCCAAGUUCCUGAGGAACAUGCGCUUUGCCAAGAAGCACAGCAAGAAAGGCCUGAAGAAGAUGCAGGCCAACAACGCAAAGGCAGUGAGUGUGCGUACAGAGGCCACCAAGGCCCUUGUGAAGCCCAGCGUGGUUAAGCCCAAGAUGCCAAAGGGCCCCAGCCGCAAGCCCAGCUGUCUCGUUUUCAUCGCUCACUCCAAGCUUGGGAAGCGGAUUAGAAGCUACAUGGCCAAGGGUCGUAGGCUCUGCCAGCCAAAGCCCAAGGCUCAAACCAAGGCAGAGGCCUCAGCUCCAGCUCAGGCUCCCAAAGGUGCCCAGGCCCCUGUGAAGGCCCCAUAGAAAAGGUUUCUGUCUGCCAGACAGAUGGACUGGUGUGACACACCUAAACACUAUUUGCAGAUGAU